AUGAAUGUGAGUUCCACAUGCCGGGGCGCUAGUUUGACGUAUGCCAGUCCUCAUUCAGUAAGUGUGAAAGUAGUGACUAACAUUUUUGAGGAGUCUUUCGCCUCUUUCUCCGCUCGGAGGCGGGCCGGCAUGUGCGUGCUCUGGAGGAAGAAGGAGGUGAAAGUUCACAAUGGUACGGACAUAUCAGGUGACAAUGUGGAAAAGUUGCUCUGCUUCUGUAGCCUAAUUUCUGGAAACUUGGACAAUGACAAGCGAAGUCAAUUCAAAGUAUAGCGAGGAAGAGGAUGGCGAAGAUGAGGCGUUGGCGAUGGCUUAUUACGAUGACGAUGAUGACCUCGACACACUGACGGACGGGGAUCUUGACUGUAGCUGCGAAGACGGAGUGCUGGGCUUCAGUGACCCUUUCAGCAGUGAGGUGAAGCCACGGAUCCUGCUGAUGGGCCUGCGCCGUAGUGGAAAGUCCUCCAUCCAGAAGGUGGUGUUUCACAAGAUGUCCCCCAACGAGACCCUCUUCCUGGAGAGCACCAACAAGAUCUGCCGCGAGGACGUCUCCAACAGCUCCUUCGUCAGCUUCCAGAUCUGGGACUUCCCAGGCCAGAUAGACUUCUUUGACCCCACCUUUGAUUAUGAGAUGAUCUUCCGUGGAACAGGAGCACUGAUCUUCGUCAUUGAUUCCCAGGACGACUACGUUGAAGCACUGAGCAGGCUCCAUCUCACAGUAACGAGGGCCUACAAAGUCAACCCCGACAUCAACUUUGAAGUCUUCAUCCACAAAGUGGACGGCCUCUCGGACGACCACAAGAUCGAGAAGCAGAGGGACAUUCACAAGCGGGCCAACGAUGACCUGGCUGAUGCGGCAUUGGAAAGGAUACAUUUGAGUUUCUACCUGACAAGUAUUUAUGACCACUCCAUCUUCGAGGCCUUCAGCAAAGUGGUUCAGAAACUCAUCCCACAGCUGCCCACCCUGGAGAACCUGCUCAACAUAUUCAUCUCUAAUUCUGGCAUCGAAAAGGCGUUCCUCUUUGACGUGGUCAGUAAGAUCUACAUAGCCACAGACAGCAGCCCUGUGGACAUGCAGACGUACGAACUGUGCUGUGAUAUGAUCGAUGUGGUCAUCGACAUCUCCUGCAUUUACGGCCUGACAGGGGACGAUGCGGGGUCACCUUACGACAAGGAGUCCAUGGCCAUCAUCCGCCUCAACAACACAACUGUGAUGUACCUGAAGGAGGUGACCAAGUUCCUGGCCCUGGUCUGCUUCCUGAGGGAGGAGAGCUUUGAGCGGAAAGGACUGAUCGACUACAACUUCCAUUGUUUCCGAAAGGCCAUCCAGGAGGUGUUCGAUGUGCGUGUGAAGGUGCAGAAGUCCCGGAAGCUUCUGAGUCAGAGGAGGUGGAGCAAACAGGCCACGCCCAAUGGGACACAGGGUCUCCCUCACUGACCCCCAGUCAUGGGGUCGGAGAAGCAUGAAGCACAGAGACGAUGAGAAAAUCACCCCAGCCUCAGCUAUUAUGCCGUGCCCCGGGGGAGGGGGGCGGGGGUCAGCUGACACUCUCAGCUCUCUCAGACAAUCACCAAAAACGAUCAUGUUGUGAGUUUGAACGUCCAACGCACAUGUCUUGUCACAGUCAAGUGUUAAUUUUAAAA
This is a messenger RNA of Megalops cyprinoides (Indo-Pacific tarpon), 1644 nucleotides long. RefSeq names its product ras-related GTP binding D (gene rragd). Gene Ontology annotation, biological process: positive regulation of TOR signaling; cellular response to amino acid stimulus; regulation of autophagy. The transcript is spliced from 7 exons. Lineage: Eukaryota; Metazoa; Chordata; Actinopteri; Elopiformes; Megalopidae. Gene Ontology annotation, molecular function: GTPase activity; GTP binding. Gene Ontology annotation, cellular component: nucleus; lysosome; Gtr1-Gtr2 GTPase complex. Bases 245 to 1438 code for a protein of 397 amino acids. The record is from RefSeq and is a predicted model, not a curated record.